Prorocentrum cordatum is the source of this 579-nucleotide messenger RNA. Lineage: Eukaryota; Dinophyceae; Prorocentrales; Prorocentraceae. The record is from the annotation of a GenBank genome assembly.
AUGCAGAAUUUGCACGAGCGCCUCAUGGACCAGCCAGGGUACCGCCUCGACUUGGAGGAUGCCAUGGACUGCGCAAUGCAGAUAGCAGGAGCGCUGGCCUACUGUCACUCACGGGACGUCGUGCACAGACAAGUGUCUCUGGAACACAUCAUCGUGGAGGACCAGUCUGAAACGCUUUUCUGUCGCAUGGUGGACUUCUACCAGGCGGCGCUCCGACCAGAGUCGACGCCGUCGACCACGCUGUGCGGAGACUUGCCGUGCAUCGCCCCAGAGGUGGCCCUGGACGAGUCGUACUUCGCCAAGCCUGCGGACUGCUGGAGCCUCGGGGUGGUGCUCCUCGAGGCCGCCGGGGGCCUGGGCUCGAUGAGGCAGGCGGUCGGCUGGCCGGAGGAGGCGGAGUUGACGCCCACCGCCAGAAGGAUCAAGAACUUCUUCUCCCGCGAGGGCAGCCACGCUCGCGCACUGGCGGUCGUGGGCGGCGUGCGCAGCGAGCCCGUUUUGGCCAAGCUGUCCGCGCUCCUCGAGCCGAGGCCCACGGCUCGGGCGGCCAUGGACGCCAUCGCGCAGUCCUCCGCCUAG